AUGCCUUGUAUUUGUCAGCUGUUCAACAAAAACAAGCGCAAAAGCGACAAUAACUCAGGUUCGUAUGGCAGCACCAGCAUUGAAUCCGACGGCCAAGUCUCAGCAUCUCAAGUUGUUCAACUCAGGGCGGAAGUAUGGUCGCUCAGGAAAUCCGCUUCUGAUUCAGAUGCCAUACGAAGCAGCAUGCAGGAGGCUCUCACAAAAGCGGCCGCAGAGAAGUAUGAUCUGCUGGAGGAGUUGAACCGGACCAAGAGUGAAAUCAUGGUACGGGAGUCCCUGCAUCGUGAGGAGCGAAAUGUGUACUGCCGGGAUAAAGAUAAGUUCCUACAGGAGAUUGCGGGCUAUCGCACGAAGAUUAAGGAAAUGUCAUUUUUGGUGGAUAAAAUUUCCAAUCAAAACAUCGAGUUUAAAAAAUCAUUGCUGGAAGCCAACGACGUGAUUUCCAAAUUAGAAAGGAAAUGUAUGAGAAUGAAAUAUUCCAAAAUGAAGGCAGAACAUGACACUGCAUAA
Molecule: messenger RNA, 510 nt
Organism: Toxorhynchites rutilus septentrionalis
Lineage: Eukaryota; Metazoa; Arthropoda; Insecta; Diptera; Culicidae
Exons: 3
Coding region: 1-510 (169 amino acids)
Source: RefSeq, a predicted model, not a curated record